Pygocentrus nattereri (red-bellied piranha) is the source of this 1295-nucleotide messenger RNA. Its product is annotated as serine hydrolase-like protein. The record is from RefSeq and is a predicted model, not a curated record. Lineage: Eukaryota; Metazoa; Chordata; Actinopteri; Characiformes; Serrasalmidae. The transcript has 13 exons. The coding region runs from base 54 to 1016 and encodes 320 amino acids.
CUCACAGCAAACAGCACAGCAGGACCUGAAGCCAAACAAGGAGUCUCAGAGGUAUGAUUCAGACCCUGAAAAGUGUGAGACACUUGGCAACAAGAGCUAUGAACCAUAGAGUGUCAGAGUUUCAUGUGCCUGUUCCAUGGGGAGAGAUAAGGGGCAGGAUUUGGGGUCCAGAUAAUGGGCGUCCAGUGCUGUGUAUUCAUGGCUGGUCAGACAACAGUGGCUCUUUCAACAACCUGAUUUCACUGCUGCCCAGCGAUUGGAGAUGUCUGGCCAUAGAUUUGCCUGGUCAUGGCUUCUCCUCUCAUAGACCUGCAGGUGUUUUCUAUGGCUUUCCUUACUAUGUUGCAGACAUGAGACGAGUCCUAGAAGCUGUUCAGUGGAAGUGCUUCUCCGCAAUAGGACACAGUAUGGGUGGAAGCAUAGCUGCAAUGUUCAGUGCAUUGUAUCCAGAGAUGGUGGAGGCUAUAGUGCUCCUGGACUCUUUUGGGCUUCUUCCAGCACACAAGAAAGAGAUCAACAACAUCAUAAGGAAAGGAAUGGAUGAAAUGAUUGAAUAUGAAAAAAAGAUGGGUGGCAGGAAAGAAAAGAUCUACACAUUUGAGGCAGCCGAAGAAAGGCUAAAGGCAACAAAUCCAUUUCUUUCAGAUCAGUCUGCUCAGACCUUGCUGGAACGAGGAGUUAAGCAGGUGGACGGAGGAGUGGUGUUCAGCAGGGACAUCAGAAUCAAUUUAACUAACAUUGCAAGAAUGGACUUGGAACAGUGUCUAGACUUGCAGGCGCAGAUAAAAGCUAAACUGCUUUUAAUCCAAGCAAAUCAGGGCUUGAUAAAGAUCUUUCCCCAACCUGAGGACUUAUUUGAACCCAUACAGAAGGGCUGGAAAGACAAAAGCACUAUUGUGACGGUUGAAGGAAACCAUCACAUCCACUUAAACGACCCAGCAGUUGUGGCACCGAUCAUCACUGACUUCCUGCAGUCUGUGACGGCUGAGGACGCUGCCAAUCAAGCUGCCAAAUAAUGAAACCUCCUCCACACAUACAGUGCUGUGAAAAAGUGUUUGCCCCUUCCUGAUUUCUUAUUCUUUUGCAUGUUUGUCCCACUUAGAUCACUUUGAUCAGCAACUGACCCCCCCCCCCCCACCAUUCAGGGUAAACUAUAUUCUGUGUCUGUGUUGGAGUCAGUGCUUCCCCUGUAUAGCUAAGCGUGUUAAAAUGUGUUAUACACUACGUACACUAUGCCUUAGUCUGAUUCUGUAGUACAAGGGUGCUAUCAAUUGAAAAUACAUAUACACUAAGUA